AUGGUGGAGGGGCCUACGAGGAAGGUGCCCGGCCCUGGUGUCCCGCAGAGACUUUCCCUGCAAUGGGAGCAUUUCUGCGGGCGCACUCUGUGGUGCGUCCUCCGUUUCCCGCCAAACGGAGAGACCGCGCUGCCUCUCUCCGGCGCACGGGGAUGGGCUCGUUUCCUCUCCUGGCUCGCACGGAAAGGUGCAGAGAAAGAGCGGGCGGUGUCGCUGCCGGCGCGGCCGCGGGAGGGUGCUGCGCGCCGGGCACGGCGGCGGCGGCGGCGCUGCGGCAGAAGAUGUCGGCGGGGCGGCAGGGCCGGGCGGCGGCGGCGGCGUGCUGGCUGGCGGCUGUGCUGUGGGGCGGUGCGGCUGCCGCCGGCGCGGGGCUAUGUGGUGCUCAGCUCGGUGUCCUGGCCGCUGCCCGACGGCGACGGGGCGGCGGGGGACGAGCUGCACAGCUCCUCCACUGAGGAGGCGCUGCCCGCGCUGCUGGAGGAGGCGAGCAGCCUCUGGAAGCAGAGCUACCCGGCCUCGGCGUACCGGGAGGACGGAGAGCUGGGCCCGGGGCCGGCGGCGCGGCGGGCGGCGCGGGGCGCCUCUCCCUCGAGGAUGUUCUCCUACCGGCGGGAAAGCGGCCCGGGGCCCAGCGCCGCCGCCCGGCCGCAGCCCGAGCGGGAACCGGAGCGGGCCGCCGCCACCGCCCGCUUCCUCGCCCACCAGAACACCUGGGGCUUCGUGGCUACGCAGGCGGCGCGAGGCAAGAUCCAAGGUAUGCCCUAUGGGAACUGUCUACUUGUCAGCGAUGGUCCCAUCAAUAACAGCACUGGAAUCCCUUUCUUUUAUGUGACGCCAAAGGAUAACACUGUGGCAGAUCUACUGAAGAAUCCUGUAGCUUCUCUGACCCUGCCAGAGACAAACAGCAAUUUUUGCAGAAAAAAUGUAAUUGAUCCUGAGGAUCCAAGGUGCACCAGACUGACUCUCACAGGACAGAUGGUCACAGUGCCUCCGGAGGAAAUGGAAUUUGCCAAGCAAGCAAUGUUUUCUAGGCACCCAGUGAUAAGAAAGUGGCCUCGCCACUAUGAGUGGUUCUUCAUGAAAAUGAACAUUGAGCACAUUUGGCUUCAAAGCUGGUAUGGAGAAGUUUCUACCAUUACAGUAGAGGAGUAUUUAAAAGCAAUUCCAAGUAAAGCAUGACUGAAUGGCCUUUGAAGUACAGGUCUUCUAAGUUUCCUUUCCGAGCAUUUUUAAAAUUUCAUGCUGGAUGUUUUCUUUAUAGUGAUUCUUUUUUUUUUCAAAAAUGUUCAAAAUAGUCCUGUCUUACAGGGAACAGAGUGAAAAUAAACCAAACACAGACUUUGAAAUUAUACAGGAGAGGUGAAUAGUAACCCUAACCUGCAAAGUAUGAAUACGUCAUUUCAAACAGGCAAUAUACCAUCUUGAACAUUACUUAAAAACAUUUUGUAUCUGUUUGUUUUGACUUUUAUUGCUGCACACCCACAUAGAAAUUAUAGUAUGUGCUAAAUAUAAUGUUCUGAUUUACAGAAAAGCAAAUUGCCUAUUCAAAACACUCUGUAUUGUGGAAGUAUUGCUGCUUGAUCUCUCGUGUUUUGUAGGCAUUCUAAGCUAAAUCUAACAGCUACAACUUUAGAUAUCUAAGUUAAAGAAUAUUUUAAUAAAAUUGUCCUCAUUUCCUAACUUGUAUUUUCUACAUAUAUUUUUCACUAAUUAUCUAAUUGGAUAGUGGUAGAACACAGCCUCUCAUCAGGCACUUAGUAGAAAAAAUGCAAGCAGCUCUAACAACACAACUUCAGUACAGCUUGUCUCCUACUGACGCAAAGCUGGUUAAACAUGUUAAGGGCCAAACAACAAAUCAGCCCCACAAGGAUUAUCCCAAUACAAGUAUAAACAUUCUUGUAAAAAAAACUAAGUAAAUGUUCUCAGCUAGCCUACUGUAGAUUAUGAGACAGGAAAGUAUUUUUAAUAGACUAUAGUCCCAAAUUUUUUUACAUCCCAUCUGCAGCUACUGUUUUUUUUUUUUUUUUUUUUUUUUUUUUUUUUAAUUCAUUUGUGCAACUGACUUUGUAAAGCAUCACUAACUCAUUUAAGGGGUGCAGCCAGUCCCUUAAUUCUGUUUUCUCACUCAGUUUAGAAGAGUUCCUUCCUGGAUUUAUUUUUUUAAAGAAGUCUACUGAUAGAUAUUUCAAUCCAUGAAAAACUCACUUUCUUAGUAUGGACAGUGCAAACUUCAUUGCAAAUGCAUUAUGUAUGGCAUUUUUCACAAUGAUAUUAAAACAGUUCAAAGAUGUUUUAUUAGUCUUCAGCUCUUUCUCUAGAGGAUAAACUUACUCGGUAGCUUCUAAGGGUAUCACAGUUAAAAAUGUCCCAUUGCUUAACUGGCUAAUCCAUUAUACCAUCUGUAAAUCAUACAAUUGUCCUCCCUGUAACACUGAAAACAAGACAAAUUUAGAUGGGUUUUGUGUGUCUGAGAGGGAAUGCACAAGUCUUUCAGCAUUCUGGGAGAGAACCAGAGCUCGUGAUAGUAACCCAUGCCAAGGUAGGCCUGAGAAAGAGCACGGAUCUCUCUGCUAGUGACCUGAGCUUUUACAAGUUAAGCUUUGGACAAGUUAAGCUCAGAGCACCGUGACCAGCUGGAAGCCAAUUAAGCAUAGCUGAGCUUAUUUUGGUUCACACAUUAGGAGAGGGCAUCACUCUCUGAGCCGAGCUAGACGACAUGCUGCUUUAACUACUAGGGGUCACUAAGACCUUGGGUGAUUUUAAGGCUUCAGGCAUUGCUACCAUUACUAAUACUCUAUAAGAACUGGAGAAAAAUUGGUGGGGAAAAAUCUUUGUUUGCACACUUGCUAAGCAUACGUUUUCUUGUCUCACUUCCAGUGAGCCUCUUAACAGUGCUGAUCUUUCGUAGAGGUAAUUUUGCAAAAAAAGAGUAAGUCCUGCCUGAAUGUGUUUCCUUUUUUUUUUUCUUGUCAGAUCAGCAGCAUUUUCCCAUGUGAGUUUGCCUCCAAAUCUUGUAGUACUGAAGCAAAACAGCUGAUUCUAUAUAGCUUUAUAGAAUACCAUUAAGUGAAAUCCUCCUGGAUACAUAUACCUGGAGAUAUGGAUACAUAUUACCCUGGAGAUCUUUGUCCACUGUGGAUUUGAUUCUAUAUCCCCAUUAAGAUUAAUGGGACUUUUAAAAAGAAAAUUCAAUAGAUAGAGUACUAGAUAGAGUACUCUAGAUAGAGUACUAGACCCAGUAAGAGAAUCUCCACAGGUCUGAAGUACAAAUUUAUGUGCAACUUUAAUUACAUGUUAUCCUAGUUCACUAUUAUUCCCAGAAAAACUUGAAAUGCUCAUAUUCUCUUUCUUUCUCACACACAAAAAUGCUGAAUGUUUGAACAGCUGAGGAAUAGAAUACAAAUUUUAGAAAUGUUUUUAUUACUCUACUCUCAUUUUCACUCACAUACUUGCAUAGCAUGGUAACAGUGAUAUGGUCCAACCAGGUAGUAUCCAUUACUUAUUAACACUCUUGCCUUAAAGUAGUAAGGGAUAGUAUCAACAAUAUUUAGCAGAGCUUUAACCACUUAAGAAGUAAAUGUAUACUAAGAAAGGUCUUGCAUUCACAAUACACUAUUUACUAUCUGUUCUCUGCCUGGUUAAAGUGAUUGGAGUAGCUACUUUCUAAAGUGAUACACCAAUAGACAAGCUUUGCUAUGUGGACAAGCCUUGAGACCCUUUGAAGAACUUCAAAACAUGAAACAGCAGGGGCAUGUAAAGUGACAAAGAAUGCUUUGUAAAGAAAUGUCAUCUUAAACCACCUGUUUCAUUUCAUGCUUCUUUCUUCUGAAGAAUAGUUUCCAUGAAAGCCCUUGAGAGUCUGUAAAAAGUCAUCAAAAAUAUGCCCUGGAGGAUUUGAAUGGAAUUUUCUGCAGCAAAAGAAAAAAAGGAGAGGAGAUAGUCACUAGUUUGUUUAAUUGGACUUUACAUUGUUAAUUAUAUAUUACUAUUUUUCUUUAAACUGACAAAUUUCUCAAGCGAUACUGAUCAUUAUCAUCACAUGGUAAGUGAUGUUUGUUAAUGCUUUUAAUCCAAAGAUUAUUAUUAAGAUCCAUAAGAAGAUCAUAUUUUCUUGAGACUGUAGUGGAACUGAUCUUGCUUUAGUUCAAGUCAAUAGCAAAAAUCCUAUUUAUUUGUUGUGCUUUAAUUAUUAGAUCAAAUAGACAUUUUAUGAAAGGCUUUGCAAGCCUGUUUGAAUUUAUAAAGCGUUGCAGCUAGAUGAUUUUUAUUUUCAUGUAUUGUGUAUUUUAGCUAUUUAUUUCUGUAGCUUCCCCCCAAAACCUUGUUGUGCAACAUAUAAUAGCUAAAAUUUGAACUGUAGUUUUGCAAUAUUUAAGAGAUGCAUUUAGUCAUGCCAGUGUAUUUGCUGAAAAAAGGAAGGAAGACAAAGUUCCUAUACUUGAAUUCUAACUUUUAGCUAAUUUGUGCAAAUGUAAUGCAUGUACAGUAUUUAAGUACAGCUAGUUUUAACUGCUGUUCUUAUUUAACCAAAGAAUGCUCCAUUUCUAAUGAAAUUUGCAUCAUUUAAGUGGAUGAAAUUCACUGCAUCUUGUUUCUGGAUGUGUGCUGCAAUUUGCAAUGUAUUUUGACUUCUAAAGAUACUAAAUGUUGUUAACAAAAUGGCUGUCAAGCACAAAAUGCAAAUAAAAUAAAUUUCAGAAGUGAAACUGCAGAUAGAA
Messenger RNA from Rhea pennata, 4718 nucleotides. RefSeq names its product cellular repressor of E1A stimulated genes 2 (gene CREG2). The record is from RefSeq and is a predicted model, not a curated record. NCBI's taxonomy places the organism in Eukaryota, Metazoa, Chordata, Aves, Rheiformes, Rheidae.